This is a messenger RNA of Eublepharis macularius, 1485 nucleotides long. RefSeq names its product transcription factor CP2-like protein 1. Gene Ontology annotation, cellular component: nucleus. The transcript has 15 exons. Gene Ontology annotation, biological process: regulation of transcription by RNA polymerase II. Bases 1 to 1446 code for a protein of 481 amino acids. Gene Ontology annotation, molecular function: DNA-binding transcription activator activity, RNA polymerase II-specific; RNA polymerase II cis-regulatory region sequence-specific DNA binding. NCBI's taxonomy places the organism in Eukaryota, Metazoa, Chordata, Lepidosauria, Squamata, Eublepharidae. The record is from RefSeq and is a predicted model, not a curated record.
AUGCUUUUCUGGCACAGCCAACCUGACCAUUACUGGCCAAGCACAGGAGAAAUGUAUCCCUGCUCCAGCAGCAACCUAAUCAGGGAGCCUCUGCCAUUGCCAUUCUUGAAGCAGGAGGAGCCCAACAGCAUCUCCACAUCAGCCGAACAGCACUGCCCUUCUUUCCAGUACGUGCUGUGUGCAGCCACCUCCCCAGCUGUUAAGCAGCACGAAGAGACCCUCACGUACCUCAACCAAGGGCAGUCUUAUGAGAUCCGGAUGCUCUGUAACCCCAAAAUGGGAGAGUUUGCAGAAGGUCGCAAGAUGCUGAAGAGCGUGGUCAGGGUGGUAUUUCAUGACCGGAGGCUACAAUAUACGGAGCAUCAGCAGCUGGAAGGGUGGAGGUGGAACCGGCCAGGUGACCGCAUCCUAGACAUUGAUAUCCCAAUGUCCGUCGGCAUUCUUGAACCCCACAUCCACCCUACCUUGCUCAACACUGUGGAAUUCUUGUGGGACCCAACCAAACGGACAUCUGUCUUUGUCCAGGUCCACUGCAUCAGCACUGAAUUCACACUGCGCAAGGGGGGUGGAGAGAAAGGGGUCCCCUUCCGCGUCCAGGUAGAUACGUUCCGGCCCAAUGAGAAGGAUGAACACAUUGAGCAUUUGCACUCAGCCAGCUGCCUGGUGAAAGUCUUCAAGCCAAAAGGAGCUGACCGGAAACAAAAAACAGAUCGGGAGAAGAUUGAAAAACAGUCUCUCCAAGAGCGUGAAAAGUACCAGCCUUCUUAUGAGAACACAGUGCUGACAGAGUGCCCCCCAUGGCCAGAAGCUUCCAGUAACCUACACAGUCCUCCGGCCACCCCUAGCCUCAUCUCUCCACACCCCUUCAAGUUUCAGACUCCUGAAAGGGUCUGUUCCUCCCCCAGCUAUGCUUUGGACAGCUCAUCAGAAAGCACAGCAGAGGCCCUGAGCCCAAGUGCCUCCAUCUUGGAAACUCAACAAUGGCUGCACAAGAACAGGUUCUCCAGUUACUUCCGAGUUUUUGCCAGCUAUACCGGAGCCGACUUGUUAAAGCUCUCCCGCAGUGACCUUGUGCAGAUCUGUGGAACCGCAGAUGGCAUUCGACUCUCCAAUGCUCUAAAAGCCAGGGGUGUGCGUCCACGGCUUAUCCUUUACAUAACCAGGGAAGCAGAAGCAAGUGGGGAUGGCAGCCCCAGUAGACCAGUGCCUGCUAUUUACCAGGAGUUGUAUCUGGAAGAACUCACAGCAACGGAGCUGACCAAUAAACUGGCUGAACUCCUCAGCCUCCCGGCCAAUCAAAUCCAACAGGUUUCCAGACAGGGACCUACAGGAAUUCACAUCCUUGUUAGUGACCAGAUGGUCAGAAAUCUCCCAGAUGAAUCGUGCUUUAUAGCAGCUGUAACAAAAGUGCAGAAUUCAGAAGGCUAUCGUUUAGUUCUAAAAUAGACUGGAAGCUUCUAGAACACCUGCCACUGAACUACAAGA